This is a messenger RNA of Pteronotus mesoamericanus, 1033 nucleotides long. RefSeq names its product apolipoprotein A1 (gene APOA1). The record is from RefSeq and is a predicted model, not a curated record. Gene Ontology annotation, biological process: lipoprotein metabolic process; regulation of intestinal cholesterol absorption; phosphatidylcholine metabolic process. The transcript has 4 exons. Gene Ontology annotation, cellular component: extracellular region. Gene Ontology annotation, molecular function: lipid binding; high-density lipoprotein particle receptor binding. The coding region runs from base 165 to 938 and encodes 257 amino acids. Lineage: Eukaryota; Metazoa; Chordata; Mammalia; Chiroptera; Mormoopidae.
UCCUUGAACUCUAAGUUCCACAUCUCCACUGGGACCAGUGAGCAGUGGCAAGGCCUGGGCUGAGCUUAUCAGCCUCCCAGCCCAGCCCCUGCUGGAGACAUAAAUAGGCCCAGGGAAAGCUGCUGCUCAGAGACUGCUGAAGUGCUCGCUCCAGGUCACCCAGGAUGAAAGUGGUGGUGUUGACCUUGGCCGUGUUCUUCCUCACGGGGAGCCAGGCUCAGCAUGUGUGGCAGCAAGAUGACCCCCAGUCACAAUGGGAUCGCGUGAAGGAUUUAGCCUCCGUGUACGUGGACUCAGUCAAAGACAGUAGCAGAGACUAUGUGGCCCAGUUUGAAGCCUCCGCCUUGGGAAAACACUUAAACCUGAAACUCCUGGAGAAUUGGGACAGUUUGGGCUCCACAGCCACCAAGCUGCGUGAAAAGCUCAGCCCGGUUACCCUGGAGAUCUGGGGUGACCUGGAAAAGAUGACAACAGCGCUGGCACAGGAGAUGAACAAGGAUCUGGAGGAUGUGAAGCAGAUGGUGAAGCCCCACCUGGAGGACUUCGAGAAGAAGUGGCAGCAGGAGGUGGACAUUUACUACGAAAAGGUGACACCACUGGCCCAGGAGUUCCGCGAGGCCACGCGCCAGAAGCUGCAGGAGCUGCAAGUGAAGCUGACCGAGCUCAGCCAGGACCUACGCAAGAAGCUGGAGCCCUUCCAUGACCAGCUGCGCCAGCGCUUCAGCGCCAGGCUGGAGGCACUCAAGGAGAGCAGCGCCAGCCUGUCCGAGCUCCAAAGCAAGGCCAGCAAGCAGCUGCAAGAGCUCCGUGAGAAGGCCACGCCCGUGCUGGAGGAUCUCCAGGAGGCCCUGCUGCCCGUAUGGGAUAACUUGAAGACCAACCUUGCGACCAUCAUGGCUGCCAUUGAUGAUGCCAACAAGAAGCUGACCACCCAGUGAGAUGCCGUUGCUGCUGGGACUCCUCCUGGCCCCUCUUCUCAGGUUUCCCUUUCAGUUGCUUAGUUUCUUAGAAUAAACGUUUACAAAGUGGGACA